Lodderomyces margitis is the source of this 1356-nucleotide messenger RNA. Its product is annotated as Zn(2+) transporter. The record is from RefSeq and is a predicted model, not a curated record. Gene Ontology annotation, cellular component: fungal-type vacuole membrane. The coding region runs from base 1 to 1356 and encodes 451 amino acids. Lineage: Eukaryota; Fungi; Ascomycota; Pichiomycetes; Serinales; Debaryomycetaceae. Gene Ontology annotation, molecular function: zinc ion transmembrane transporter activity. Gene Ontology annotation, biological process: zinc ion transmembrane transport; intracellular zinc ion homeostasis. The transcript has a single exon.
AUGAAUAACAAAGAAAUUCGAAUCACCGCAUUACUAGUGUUGGACACCUUGUUCUUUCUUCUUGAGGCCAUUAUUGGUUACUCAGUGCAGUCGUUGGCGUUGAUUGCCGAUUCGUUCCACAUGUUGAACGAUAUCAUCUCGUUAAUCAUUGCACUCUGGGCCGUCAGAGUUAAGAAUUUGAAACCGGCCGAUGGGAAAUACACGUAUGGAUGGCAAAGAGCAGAAAUAUUGGGGGCAUUAAUCAAUGCUGUGUUCUUGAUUGCCUUGUGUUUUACAAUUAUCAUGGAUGCCAUUCAAAGAUUUUUCCAACCGGCAGAAAUAACCAACCCUCAGUUGAUUUUAGUGGUUGGUAUUGCUGGGUUGUUGAGUAAUGGUAUUGGAUUAGUAUUAUUUCAUGAACACGGUCACUCACACUCGCAUGGCGGCGGUGGUAAUGAGGGACAUGGGCAUUCCCAUUCGCAUACAGAUGGAGAACGUGUUUCUGAUAAUGAAAUUGAAGCCAGGAUUGGGUUAGAUGAAAGUACUCCCUUGAUUCGUUCAACAGUACGUAAUUCGCCUUCUGAAGUUUUUGAUUAUUUCCCUGAUAAUGUUGUUGAAAGAUAUCAUUCGGAGUCUACAUCAGUUAAAACAAGUGAACAUGAACAUGACCAUGAACAUAGUCAUGCUGAUGGUGCUGCUACUAAUGACGCCAAGACCAAGAAGGGAAAGUCCAUGAAUAUGGAAGGAGUGUUUUUGCACGUGUUAGGUGAUGCUUUGGGAAAUGUAGGAGUUAUUAUAACUGCAUUGAUUAUUUGGAAGACUGACUACUGGUGGAAGUUCUAUUCUGAUCCAGUCACGUCUUUAGUGAUCACCUUGAUCAUCUUCAACAGUGCAUUACCAUUGUGUCGUAAGUCGUCCAAGAUUUUGUUACAAGCUACACCACCAUACAUUGACUCGGAACAGAUUUUAAAGGACCUUUUAAAAUUACCAUUGGUGAAAAGUGUUCAUGACUUCCAUGUGUGGAACUUGAAUGAAGAUAUCCUUAUUGCUUCAUUACAUGUUGAGUUGACGCCCAGGUGUGAAGUUGUCUUGCCGGAAAAUGGUCAAAAUGAACCACAAUCAGAUUCUCCUGAUGAAUCGUCAAACACACAAAUUGAUAGAAACUUGUUCUUGAUUGUUGUAUCACAAGUUCGUGAUAUAUUGCACAAGUAUGGUAUCCAUUCGGUCACUAUCCAGCCAGAAUUCCCAAGCUUGAAGAAUAAGUCACUUAAAUCAGUUGGUGCGCAGAAUGACGAUUCAAAUGCAUUUGGUAAUACUUCGAAGUUGAACUGCCUAGUGGAUGGAUUCACUAAUUGUGACACUCAAAGCUGUCAUUGA